Messenger RNA from Striga hermonthica, 900 nucleotides. Lineage: Eukaryota; Viridiplantae; Streptophyta; Magnoliopsida; Lamiales; Orobanchaceae. The record is from the annotation of a GenBank genome assembly.
AUGGCGACACACUUCACAAUUCUCCGCAUACUUUUGUUUGCAGUUGCCUUCGGUCGCUCCUUUUCCCUUGAUACCCGGAAGGAGUUGAGAACUAACGAGACGAACCAAGAUGGGAAUAUUCGACUUGGCUAUCAAAUGCGGCGUAAAAAUCUUGAUCCUUCACGAGUUGUUCGACUCUCGUGGCAACCAAGGGUAUUCUUGUAUAGAGACUUUCUAUCUGAGGAGGAGUGUGAUCACCUGGUUUCUUGGGUUGAUGGAAAGAGAAACCAAUUUGCGUCUCGUGGUGAUUCUCAAAAUUUUGGUAUUUCCAUGGACAUUGAUGAUGAACUUACUAAAGUAAUCGAGGAAAGAAUUUCUGCUUGGACUUUUCUCCCCAAAGAGAACAGCAAACCGUUGUCUGUUUUAAAUUUCAGCCACGAGGACUCCCAACAGAAAUAUAGUUAUUUUGGCAACAAAGACGGAGAGCAUGUCGACCAACCUUUAUUAGCAACCGUUGUUUUGUAUCUCUCAAAUGUCAGUCAGGGUGGGCAGAUUCUUUUCCCCGAGUCAGAGGAAAGAAUGUGGUCCGACUGCACACAGAAGAACGAUAUCCUAAAGCCUAGUAAAGGGAAUGCGAUUGUGUUUUUCACCCUACACCUUAAUGCGGGCCCUGAUCGGACAAGUUCCCAUGCUAGAUGCCCUGUUCUUCAGGGUGAUAUGUGGUGUGCCACUAAAUUCUUUUAUAUGAAACAAAUAAGUGCUGGAAAGGAUUUGGCACGAUCGGACGAUACAGAUUGCACGGAUGAAGACGACAACUGCCCACAGUGGGCUGCCAUUGGUGAGUGCCAGAGGAACUCAGUCUUCAUGAUCGGUUCGCCUGAUUAUUACGGGACGUGUAGGAAGAGUUGCGACGCGUGCUAA